AUGCGCCUGACCAAGGUGUUGAUGGACGGAGGCAGCAGCCUCAACAUCCUCUACGUCAACACCUUGGAGGUCAUGGGAAUCCCCAAAGCCAACUUCUGCACUGAGACCCUCACAUUUGAGGUGGUGGACUGGAAGGGGGUAUACCCUGCCAUUCUGGGCGCCCCGCCUACGACAAGUUCAUGGCGGUGCCCAACUACACCUACCUCAAGCUCAAGUUGCCGGGCCCGAACGGGGGUCAUCACCGUGAGCGACUCCUUCGAGCAGGCCUACAUCAGCAGCCGCGAGUAUUACGACUUUGCCACCACCGCGGCGAACUCGGCUGAGCUUGGCCAGCUUCGCGCCACCACCGCUAAGUGCCGCCCCAACCCUGGCAAACCUAGCCAGGCACCGGCCUUCGUCUCGACCGACGAAACCAAGUUGGUCGCGGUCAACGACGCCGACCCAACCAAGACGGUGCGGAUCAGCUCCCAGCUGCCGGCCAAAUAG
Molecule: messenger RNA, 486 nt
Organism: Panicum virgatum (switchgrass)
Lineage: Eukaryota; Viridiplantae; Streptophyta; Magnoliopsida; Poales; Poaceae
Exons: 2
Coding region: 1-486 (161 amino acids)
Source: RefSeq, a predicted model, not a curated record